Messenger RNA from Acyrthosiphon pisum (pea aphid), 1496 nucleotides. RefSeq names its product kelch-like protein 3. The record is from RefSeq and is a predicted model, not a curated record. Bases 139 to 900 code for a protein of 253 amino acids. Gene Ontology annotation, molecular function: protein binding. Lineage: Eukaryota; Metazoa; Arthropoda; Insecta; Hemiptera; Aphididae. The transcript has 4 exons.
UUAUUUCAGGUUAUAUUAGUUGUUGGUGGAAUUCAGUCUGAAUUAAGUAAUAAUUUAGAAUGGUUUGAUACACGAACAUACUCAUGGCAUUUUGGACCAGAAUUGAUUUCAAACUUUAAAAAAAAUAGUCUAGUCUUAAUGAAUGAUAAAAUUUUAUUUGUCGUGAAUGGCUAUUCUAGUGGUUAUUCACAACAUUAUUCCAGUCUUUUUAUGCUAGAUUUAUCUUUAGAAUCACUUUGUUGGCAACGAUGUGUGGACAUGUUAGUUGAGCGACAAACAUUUGGAGUUGGUGUAAUAAACGAUAAUAUCUAUGCAGUAGGCGGAUGGAGCUCUACAGAUGGUCAUUGCAGAAGUGCAGAAGUUUAUAACUACAAUACUCAAACAUGGCAUAUGAUAUCAAAUAUGUCUACUACAAGAUCUUCAUGUGCGGUUGGAGUCCUGAAUGAUCUUUUAUACGUGGUAGGAGGUUAUGAUCAAUCACUGCAGGCUUUAGACACUGUUGAAUGUUAUAAUCCCAGUAUUGGUAUGUGGUCACCAGUCGCAAACAUGUGCGAACGUCGCAGUGGUGUUGGUGUAGGAGUUUUAUACGGUGAACUAUAUGCUGUAGGCGGUGAUGAUGGAUCAAACAUUUUGAGUACUGUUGAAAAAUACAGCCCAAAAACAGGAGUUUGGACUACUAUAGCAUAUCUAAAUUUUCCACGAAAAAAUGCAGAAGUAGUUGCAUUAGAUGGAUUUUUGUAUGUCCUCGGUGGAAUGGACAAAUCUUCUAAUUUGGAUUAUGUAGAAUUUUUAAACCCAGACAACAAUACCUUUACCGUGAUCACAGCAAAAUGGAAUAUUAAGUGGAUUUCACCUGGAGCAGUAGCCAUUAAUAGGCCACAACAUUUUACAACUUGUUAGCAUUCAUGAUUUUUUUCUUUUGUAUAAAUGUUUUCAUAUUAUUGUAUCUUACACUAUAUAUAGGUUGUACAAUUCAUGCAUUUUUGUCUUAUGUAAAUAUUUUCCUAUAUUGUACAAUAAUACCUAUAUUUAUUGUAUUCUUUUUUUAAUCCUAUAACUUUGAAUGUUUCAUUAAAAGGUUCUCGUAUUAUCUUUAUCAAUAUAAUGAUAAUUUGCAGAUGAUUGUCUAGCUAAUAAUGUAUAUGUUUAAUUUCUAUAGGCAACAAUUGGACUUUUGAAUAAGGUAUUUUCAUAAGUAGUUAAUUAUGUAACCAAAAAAACUAUAAAUGUAUACCUAAACACAAUUUUCUUAAUAGAUAUUUUGUUCAAAUUUGGAUCAAAUUAGAGAGGUAUUUAAAUGGAGAAUAAAUAUUUUGAUAAUCAUGUUUUAAAUUAAAAAUAAAUUUUAUUCGUGGACACUUGGAAUUAUUAAAGUAUAUUAUAAUUUAAUAUUUAUACACCUAAUGCCAUUUUCAAUAUAUAAUCAUUAUAAUAUUUAUUUAAAACCAAUUAUUGUUAUAAGAAAAAUAAAUAAAAUACAAAGAAUAUUUAAAGCA